Messenger RNA from Gryllus bimaculatus (two-spotted cricket), 7283 nucleotides. The record is from the annotation of a GenBank genome assembly. NCBI's taxonomy places the organism in Eukaryota, Metazoa, Arthropoda, Insecta, Orthoptera, Gryllidae.
CGCUGCCUCAAUGUUGUUGUCUGAAGUUUACUCUAUGAAUAUUGUGAAUCUGGCCUGCUGCAACUUAAAAGUAACGCACCGUACAUGGAGGUGUACUUUUCGUAUUGUUUAUAAAAAAAAUAAUUAAUGCACUCGUUUAACUUAAGAAGCCAUAAAAGGGCGGAAUAAAUUACGAGUCUGUCAAGUAAUUAGUGGUAAAUUUUACUACAUUUACAAUCAAACAUGUGCCAAUCUUGUGUCUGUGCUUUCCACACAUAAACCAAUGAUGCCUUCUUUGAGAAAGAAGGUUGCUGGGUUUAUAAGGCAGUUGUCAGUAACCAAUCAAUCGGAAAAUGCUCCAGCCGGACAAUACGAUGGGAACGUCAGUUCAUCAGGAUGUUUUAUUCAACGUUAUCUCAGCGGCCAUGAUGUUCGUGGAACUGAACCUGUUAUUUUACAUGGUCGGAAUCCUCAAGAAUUGCCAGCAAAAUGCCUUGGCACCUUUGCCACUGGGACACAUUCAAUUGUUGCAACAGCAACAGGACCUGAUGGAGGAUUAACAACUGUGAAUUUGCGGCAACGUCAUUUUUCAACCAGUGACCCUGAUGUUGAUUACAUUGACAUUUUAGAUCAGCAAGCUGAUCAUGAGAGUAAUACAGUUUCGUCAAAUGACUGCAUCUUCAGUCGCAGUUAUGACAGGUGGUUCACAAUUCGGCCUCCAGUUGCUCUUGGCCAUCCAAUUGACAAUACUGUCAUGCACAUACGAGCAGCUGGCUCGGUUUUUAGUGUUGGAAAACGCUCUGUCCACACAAGUGUGUCUGAUUUACAAACAUUUGUGACAGAUAACCAACAUGAUGUGAAACUCAAUGCUAAUAAAGAUACUGUUGAGAAUUCAGAAUACACAGGAAAUUCCAGGAAUGAUAACAUCCUGGAAUAUGCUAGUAAGAAGAUUGAAGAAAUACAUUCAGAUCAAAAAGCCAUUUCAAUUAACCUCUUGUGCAAGCACUCCGCACAUUUAGAUCACGAGCAAGAUCCUAGUCAAACUGGAGAGGAAGCUUUUGAAAAUGGCAUUAUUAACGAGAAAAAAUCCUACUUGGGAAGACCCCCUUUGAAAGAAGAAAUUUGUCAUGAAAUGGACAGAAACAGGAAUGAAGUGGGCUUAAUGACUUCUGACUUGAGUAUGUCAACUGUUGAAGAUGGCAGUCCAUUGGAAGAUGUUGUGAUACCACCUCCUGCUGAAUAUGCCAACAGUAGCUGUGGAUCUGGGUUGGGGUUUGCACCCAUUAGAAAGUCAAAAAGUGCACCUCCACCAUUGUCAGCAAGUGGAAAUCAUAUGGGGAACUCUCGGGCAAGAGUGAGUGACCUGAUGUCACCAACCCAUGCGAAAACAGAAGAAAUUGCUGGUGUAUGUGACUGGUUUUGCCCACAUAAAGAUGCAUUUGGAGCUGCUACAACUUUAUAUGAGCGGCAUCCUAUUACCAAUGAAAAUGCAGGGAAUCCUAUUGCUGACUGCUUUGCUGUGGUAGCACGUGAGAACAGUGCCAUUCUUGCUUUGGCGGAUGGAGUCAACUGGGGCGAGAAGGCCUGUGUGGCAGCUCGAAGUGCCAUUCAUGGUUGUGUGGAGUACUUGAAUAAAGCGCUCUUCACACCUGGAGUAACAUCUGUUUCUAGUACUACAGAUGUGUUUGUGGCUCUUUUGCGAUCCUUCCAUGCGGCUCACAGCCUCAUCCUGCAAGAGGAAGGCAUGCUCACUACGUUGACUGCUGCUGUUGUUCUGCCUCUGAAAACAUCUGAAAAUUAUAUUGUAUGUGUGUGCAAUGUUGGUGAUAGUUUGGCAUAUGUCUAUAGCCAAGAACAUGGAGUUCGAGAGAUAACUAAAGGUUCUCAUGAUAUUCACUGCAUGAGAGAUAUGCGAGAUGCACUAGGAGCUCUUGGUCCAGUUGAUGGGCAAAAUCCAGAAUUAAAUAAUUUGACAUGUUCAAUGACUGAAGUUGAAGAAGGCGAUAUAGUAUUUGUGACAUCUGAUGGUGUGUCUGAUAAUUUUGAUCCUGUCGUUGGAAAGUUUGCCGUUCUGCCUCCUUCACAGCAAAAUGAAGCUUCCACUGUGAAGAUAAACAAUCCCAUGAAAAUGACCUCCAACCCAUCCAGACAGCAGGCCAGCAAUUCACGAACCCCUGGCAGUAGCGACAGCACUCUGCCCACUGUCGAAGCCUACCAACGCCACGAAUUGUCCCUUCUGAGAAUGGAUGAUUUGUUAAAGAAUGGCGUCUCAGGCAAUGGGCCCCCCUGCGGUGAUGCAAAAACUCUUUGUGAAAUGUUGCUAGAUUUUGCUGUGCGACUUACUGCUGCUAAGCGACACAUUUUAGAAGAUCCUGAUUUGUAUUAUACUGUUUCUGAAAAUUCUAACCAACAAAUCAUGGAACUCAGUCGCACAGAGCAACGUACACGUCGAAAGAAAGUAUGUGAAAAAUUGGCAAUGGUUCCUGGUAAAUUGGAUCAUGCUACUGUAGUUGCCUAUAAAGUAGGGGUCCAUGAAAAAUCCUCAAAUUUUCUGCCUGACAAUGAUAAAAAAUUGCCUGAUGAUGUUUUAUUGGAAACUGUGCUUUAAAAAUAGCAACCAUUUUUUAAAAACCUUCCUGAAAAAUCAUUUGUAUUGUUUUAGAUUUAUUCCGUUUUGUACAACGAAGUAUUUUGCAUCUUACGAAAAUUUAUGUAUUUUUUAGUGUUUGAUUUUUAUGCUAUUGGUGCAGUGCAUGCUACAUACUAAAGCAUAUUGAGAAGUGGUUGAAAUUGCUCAUUUUUGCUGUUAAUGGAUAUUGUGUAUACUUAUAUACUGUAUAUAUGCAUGUGCAUCAAAUGGUGGUGUUAGGCUCUUACAGAUAGGUGAAACUUUGGCAGCUUGUGAUAAGAAGAAUUGAUGUUGGUGCUCCAGGUUGAGAAGGGCUUAAGGAAGAUAAAUUGUGUCCAGAGCCUGAAGGAAUAAACAGGAAGCAUUAGUUCUGAAGGAAAUGUAGGACUUCACUUAAUGAAUUAAGAAUAGUGAAGAAUAAAUAUAACAGUUGGUUUAUAGAACGUUUCAAAGGUUAUUCUUGAAGAAAUUCGUGUGUAAAUAUAUUCAUUUAUGAAGAAUCGGUGCAAGGUGUGUUGCAAAUUUCUCAUUUCUAAAGUUCAUAUUUCAGGAAAUGCAAUUUUAAAUGAAAUAUCCGUAGUAAUUGCUAUUGCCCACAUGCUAAUGCCUUCAUUUUAAAUUAAGAGUUCAGAGUCUUCACUUACAACAGACCACUUUGAAAAGUUACUCCAAUUCUUUCCACCUUCUUUGUGUGCAGUUCCACGUGUUUCCUGCUGUAAGAUAUGAACAACUUGUGUUGUAAAGAUCUAGUAAUAAGUUCUGAACCUACAGGAAUUGAUUUUGGAGUAGAAUGUUGGAGGCUGUGAGUUCUUAGAUUGAGGAUGGUGUUUCUUUUAGGUGGUUAAUAUUUAGUAUAUAAUUUUUGAGGAGGAAUAGAAUCAUUAGUCCUGUAUGUUGGAUUUUUUGAUUGUUAUAAAAGCUUUUAGUUAUUAUUGUGGUAAUAAAAUUCUGCUAAUUUGUUCAUAUCUCAUCUGUUUGUAACACAAAUUCCCUUUAGCUCUUUAACUGGCAAAUGAAAUUCAAUUUGGCUUAGCUGUAUGUUUGUUUUUGUUAUCUGCUUGAUAAUGUAUCUUACCUUGACAAAUCAAAUCUAAUUAGCUAUAAGUAUGAUUUUUGUGAUUGUGACAGAUAGAAUGAAGCAACUGUACUGAUAUUUGUUUUUAUCUUAUAAGUAGUUUCAGUAAUUGUACCUUUCUUUCUGAUGAAUGAAUGAUUUCUAACAUUUAUGGGCUUCCCCAUGUCAAAACUGGAUGUAUAUUGUACAUAACUUAAUUGUAACAAUAGUUAUGUUUCAUGCUAUAAUAAUAGACCUGUUUUGCAUGAUUCUUUCCAUUUUCUUUCUCUCUCUUUCUUACUCUUUCUUUGCAAAGUGAUUAAGUUUCAGGUAUAGUAAUUUUUUAUUUGAACUCUAAUUCUUUGUUCUGUUUGCUAUAUUAUAGCAUCUGUAUGAGUAAUUUUCUAUUAAACUAUUCCUAAACUCCACUAUUUUUACAUUAGUUAUUGAACAUGAAAAGGGGUUAGUUGAGUUCUCAGUGUAUACCAGUAAUUAAAUGGUUAGAAAUUGUAUUUUUACUUGCUUUGAGAGUCAAUGUUAUUCUAGAGAAGUAUAGCAUAUUUACUUUAAUUUUCUUAAAAUUCCAAAUGUACAAAUGGAAAGUAGUCUUUUUUACUCGUGUCAUUUCUAGAUAAACAUAUUUCAUGUUAAUCAUUUGCAAUCACUGCAAGGAGUAAUUGGUGUCACAAGAUUUAAAUUGAUUAUUUUCUGAACCACCAUUCAUCAGUUUCUUUGGUGUUGUGUGUGUGCUUUCUUUCUAUUUGUACACAAUCCUACACAAUUAGAAUUAGGAAUUAAUUUUCUCUUCAAGGACCAGCCUAGGAAGGAGGCAACAAGGGUAGCUUCAGUAUUCUGUCUGUAAAUGUGAACAUAAUUUCUUAAAAUUUACAUUCUUUGAAAAAUAUAUAUUUGAGAAACUUUUUUUAGAGUUGGCUUAGGCCCUUCUUAUAAAUCUGAAUAAAUUAAUGCAUGAUGUUAUUUUGGAUCGGUGAGAAAUAUUGUUAUAAUAGUUCCUAAAUUAGAUUCAUAAGCCAUAACCAAUAUGUGUACUUCAUUUGAUGGCUUAUUUACACACAUAUUACAUGUCCAGAAUUCCUAGUUUUGAGGAAACCAAGCUUGAAAGUGUAAAGGUGCAGUUACUUAUGGAGUGACAAUGUUUGCUUUCUAGUAAAAACCAUGAUCUCUCCUAUAUGGAUACACUCUCUUUGUAAACUACAUAGACACGAACAAGAAGGCUCCAAAAAUGAUAUUAACUAAAAAAUGAGAGAACCUACAAUGUUUGUGCACUAAUCUUUUAAGUAUGUUGAGUAGCACACAUUUUCAAGACAGUAUUAGAAAGUAAGUCACAAAUUCAAAUACUUGUGUUAAUAUUCAAAGUUGAUUUAGUAGAUUAUAGAUCUUUCUCAGAGAUUGGUUGUUUAAUUUUCAUGAAGAUUUGAUUUGGAAUUGCAUUUCAUCUCCAUUCUGAUCUGUUCUCAGGGAGACAGUGUGGUCUCUGGCAUGACAAGUAAUUGCUCUAAAAAGUAUUUGGUGAGCGUUGAUGUGCACAAUUAAAAUCCAACAUAUAGAGGCCCUGGGGUCACUGACCUGAUUGGCCCUUGACAUGCAUGUUAAUGACAGGACCAUGCAUAAUACAAUGAAAUCUGUCGUAAGCAGUUAAUAAUGGUUCUACCUAAAAUUGCUAUUAAUAGAGGUGGCUACUUAAGGUUAUGGAAAUCAUAGAUAAGGCCUAUUCAUGCUAAUUGCUGUAAAAUAAAGUAUGUUUUCUGUAGUCGUUUAAUUAUUGUAAACUACAAAAUGCAUCUGAAACAACCAACUACACUUAAAUUAUAAGUUGCAGAAUUGUUUGUUUAUGAGAGUUUUGUUAUUAAUUUCACAAAAUUUCAAAAAAUACCCUUUGUUUCUCACAAUUUUAUUAAAUUUGUGUCUUAUUGCACUUAAAAUGUCAGCAUGUUUUCUAGUAGAAACUUUUCUCAUUUUCUACGAUUGUAUGUCUUAGUUAUUGUCAAACAUCCUUGAACUAGUAAAACUCUUUUUGUGUCCCCACUAAGUCAAACUGAUGAGCAAAUUAGUCUUCAUAAUGCAAUUCAUCUUCUGUAAGCAGGAUUGGCCCACAAAAGAGUUCACAGAGCAGCAUGCAGCAUAGUCUGUUGGCCAUUAACAAGUUCCCCAAGAGGGGAAGAAGGGAUUAGAGAACUGAGAAAACUUCAGUAUAAAUGAAGUGAAUAUAUUGAUAUAUUAUAGAGAUAUUUCUUAAUCAUUUGAUCUUAUCUUGAACAGAAAUUAAACCCUUGCCAGAAGAACAACUAACUAUUCUAAGAAAUUUAAUAAUGACAAGAAAUUGAAUCUGCAGUGCAUUCACCACUCCUUUUGUUUAUAUUUAUGUAUUUAAGAGCAAGAAGCAGUUACAAACUCUGAGAUAUACUAUGGGGAGAAGUGCAAGUCCUGUUCGUAUUGUAUUAGAGUUGCAAACCGCUAGCGCCGACCAGGUAAUAGAGGUCAAUCCGUGCAGUGUUCCUGACCGCUAAGCCAGGGCCAUGCUGGAGGCCAGGGGACCCCUCAGAUGACAUACUUUUGACGUCUUACAGAAAUGUCAGCCAGUUUCACCAACAAAUGGCCAUUAAUUGAGGUGACUGCUAAAUCAAGGUGGCUGUUUGAGAACGUACAUUUCACAUUGUACAUCUAGUUCCGUUCUGGGAAGACAGGGUUUGUAGAAGGGGAGCAUUGUGCCGAGGGGGGGAAAUGGUCAUGGAAAUGCCACAGGUCCUGAAUUCAGCUGGAUAGGUCAGCCUGUUUUAUGAGAUUAAUUUUAGUCUCUUGUCACUGUGGAAGAGACAUGAGUGAAAUAGUUAACCUCUUUUUCUGCUUCCCACGUUUUCUUUGCGAUUUCAACUAGUCAGAUCACUUGAGUUGCUAUUUCACCACUUACGGGCAUGACUUGAAGUCAAUAAGUUUGGAAACAAACACAGAAUUCGUUGAAUCCGAAUUUGAAAUAUAAUAAUUAUUUAUCUCCAGGAUAUGAUGAGUGGUGUGUUCACUCUGAGAGAACUGUUGUUUCCCACUGGGAAUUAACCCAAGGAAGUUGCCUAAUGCUGGCACUCCUCUCUCUCUCUCUCUCUCUCAUUUAUGGAAACAGGUGUGGUACUUUUGAAUAGGUUUGAAAAGUUUGCAUAGGAAGUAAAGGGGAUGAUCUGUAUUCUUAUUCAUUGUAUAAUUCUAUUUUUAUACAUUUAAAUUUAUUCAUAAUUAUUUCAGUAGUGUAGGUAUUUCAAAAUGUUUACUACUUGUUUUAUUAUGUAUGCAUUUAAAACAUUACAUAACUCUAACAAUUUGUCAAAGCUGAAAAUAUUCAGGGCUGACUCCUCCCCUUCCACAAAUUGCUUGAGUGGAAACUUGCAUUAAAGCAUAAUGAGUCAUGGGCGUCCAAUGAGAAGUGUGAUGUGAAUUUAAUGACAAUCAUGAGACCUAGGUGACUAUCCGUGAAUCAAGUAUUUAAUGAGAAUAAAAUGCUGAUCCAUUUGUGAAGGAAUUAUUUGUAAUAAGGUUACAUUAGUUCAGGUACAUAAAUAUCUGUUAAUUAUAUUUUGUAAUGACAAAUAUUUUUUCAUAUUUCAGAUGAAU